UAUAUACUCUUUCUCUCAGCUCCUUUACAAUUCAUCCACUGUUUUGUUGAUAAAUCUUAUGUUAACAACCUCCCCUCCUUCUCAAUGUAUUCCUAACUUCCUCGUAUAAUAUCCAGCACAAUCAACUUCGACCAUGGAAUUAAUGUUGGCGCCUCCUCCAUGGUUGGAACAAUUGUUGUCAACCACAUUCUUCUCUACAUGCCAAGCUCACAUCAGCGCGCCCAGAAACGAAUGCAACAUGUUCUGCCUUGAUUGCAGGGACCAAGCUGCUUUCUGCUUUUAUUGCAGACAAUCAUGGCAUCAUGAUCAUCAAGUGAUUCAAAUAAGGAGAUCGUCGUAUCAUGAUGUUGUGAGGGUAGCGGAGAUUCAGAAGGUUUUGGACAUCAGUGAGGUGCAGACAUAUGUGAUUAACAGUGCCAGAGUUCUUUUCCUCAAUGCCAGGCCUCAGAAUAGUAAUGCUGCUGGUAGUGCUGCAGGGAAAACUCAAUAUUUGUGUCAAGUUUGCAGAAGAAAUCUCCUGGACCCCUUUCGUUUCUGCUCUUUGGGAUGCAAGCUUGUUGGAGUAAAGAAAAAUGGGAAUGGUAACUUUGUCUUAAGCGCAAAGAAAGACGAAGAAAUAGGGAGAAAGCAUGAAGGAAUGGGAAGAAGGUUGGUAUCAAAGGAGGAAGAAGAAGGAAUCCACAAACAAGUAUACCAAAGCACGCCAUCAACACAAGCUUGCUCAAAUUCAAGAAGAAGAAAAGGAAUACCUCAUAGGGCACCUUUUGGCCCAUAAAGUAAACAAUCACCAUUUUAAUCACUUUUUUUUGGUAUUAUGAUUUCCUGAUUAGUUUCAAUAGCUGGAUUUGCACUCUUUAUCCAGCUCAUUUCUCACAAUCCCCAUGUGCUUAAACCAAAGCAAUAUUUGUAGGCUGUCUUAAUGGGUAGGCAAUAUAAUUUAAGUGAAAAAGGAAGGGGAAAGUUUGUGUUGAUUUUGAAGAUUGGCUGGCUUUGGGUACAAUAAUUGCAUUGCUUUGCAUUAUUCGUUAGAUUAAUAUAUCAAGCAUAUAUGCUAGGUGUACAUGUCCCCUGUACACAUGAACGGUUUUAUAUAAGGGAACCAUUGCUUUGUCUCUUAA
This is a messenger RNA of Lotus japonicus, 1118 nucleotides long. RefSeq names its product protein RGF1 INDUCIBLE TRANSCRIPTION FACTOR 1-like. NCBI's taxonomy places the organism in Eukaryota, Viridiplantae, Streptophyta, Magnoliopsida, Fabales, Fabaceae. The transcript is spliced from 4 exons. Bases 134 to 775 code for a protein of 213 amino acids. The record is from RefSeq and is a predicted model, not a curated record.